Molecule: messenger RNA, 1445 nt
Organism: Laetiporus sulphureus 93-53
Lineage: Eukaryota; Fungi; Basidiomycota; Agaricomycetes; Polyporales; Laetiporaceae
Product: glycoside hydrolase family 10 protein
Exons: 9
Coding region: 1-1083 (360 amino acids)
Biological process (GO): carbohydrate metabolic process
Molecular function (GO): hydrolase activity, hydrolyzing O-glycosyl compounds
Source: RefSeq, a predicted model, not a curated record
AUGCAGUCUUCGCUAGUUUCUUUCGUCCUCGCAGCACUCUUGUCAUCGCACUUCGUGGCUGCGGUGCCUCAGGCCACUACUACAGCGUCCACUGCUCUGCCAACCGCGACGUCGAAUGUGCAAGGGCUGAACUAUCUGGCUACCAAUGCUGGAAAGCUUUACUUUGGAACUGCUACUGAUGUCAAUGAGCUUGAUGACACGACGUACACGGGCAUCAUGGAGAACUAUGAGCACUUUGGGCAGCUCACUCCGGAGAACAGCAUGAAAUGGGAUGCGACAGAGCCGGAGGCUGGCACGUUCACAUUCACCGAUGGCGAUACCAUUGCCGCCCUUGCGAAGCAAUAUGGCAUGUACCUUCGAGGGCACAACUGCGUGUGGUACGAGCAGCUCCCAGACUGGGUCACGGACAACGACUACAACGCCACCGGCCUGACCGCGGUCAUCCAAACGCACGUCUCGACCUUGGUCGGACAUUACAAGGGACAAGUGUACGCAUGGGACGUUAUCAACGAGCCUCUGAACGAUGAUGGUUCGAUGCGCGAGGACGUGUUCUACGACACCCUCGGCGACAGCUACAUCUCGAUUGCUUUGACGUCUGCCCGCGAGGCCGACCCCAACGCGAAGCUCUACAUCAACGACUACAACAUUGAGUACACAGGUACCAAGUCGACGGCCUUGCAGACCCUCAUCAAGCAGCUUCAGGCAGACGACGUACCCAUCGACGGCGUCGGAAUGGAAUCCCACUUCAUCGUCGGUGAGGUCCCGACGACGCUCGUCGAGAACUUCCAGGCGUAUGCCGACCUCGGUCUUGAGUUCGCCAUCACCGAGCUGGACAUCCGCAUGGAGCUGCCAGAGACGGCGGCCUUGCUUGAGCAGCAGAAGAGCGACUACUACACCGUUGUCAAUGCUUGCAUGCAGGUCUCAGCUUGCAAGGGCGUUACAGUGUGGGACUGGACUGACAAGUACUCUUGGAUUCCCGACACCUUCUCGGGCUAUGGAGCUGCGUGCCCAUACGACUCUAACUACGAACCGAAGCCUGCAUUUGAUGGCAUUGCAAUUGCCUUCGAAGGUGGUUCUCUGUAGCCGAAAUGUCGAUAUCGUUGCAUUCCAUCUGUAUAAGUUGGCAUGGUUGUUGGGUGCAGGUGCCAACGAUCAGUUGCGUUCGGAAUAAAAUGGUGUGGAAGCUCAUUGUGGCACGGUUGGAUGACUCAGGCGCCGUUCACUGCAAAGAAAGUACCGAUUCCUGCGGUGCGAAACAUAUGGAAAUGUGUGGAUCUUCAUUGAAUUUCCCCUGGUGCGACAGCAUAUAGUGUUGUGAGUCAAAAAAGGCAGUUGGGCACGGAUUACUGCCCAGGGAAGGUGGAAAAUGGGCCUUUUCCAAGCCUUUUGGCAAAGUUACAGUGACUCUCGAAGUCGGCUGUGAAGGAGCCUGCUUUCGAACCCAC